Mangifera indica (mango) is the source of this 2111-nucleotide messenger RNA. Its product is annotated as probable eukaryotic translation initiation factor 5-1. Gene Ontology annotation, cellular component: cytosol. Gene Ontology annotation, biological process: translational initiation; formation of cytoplasmic translation initiation complex; formation of translation preinitiation complex. Lineage: Eukaryota; Viridiplantae; Streptophyta; Magnoliopsida; Sapindales; Anacardiaceae. Bases 514 to 1854 code for a protein of 446 amino acids. Gene Ontology annotation, molecular function: eukaryotic initiation factor eIF2 binding; GDP-dissociation inhibitor activity; translation initiation factor activity. The transcript has 2 exons. The record is from RefSeq and is a predicted model, not a curated record.
UAAACGUAAGUGACGCUGAGUUUGCCCUAAACUCGUAAAACCUCUUAUAUAAAAGGCCGUCUCCGCUCAAUGUAUCUUACAAUAUCUCUUCACCUCAGAACAAAGCUCCACCUUCAACAUCCGUCUCUCGUUUUCUCUUUCUCUUAUCAUCUCAAGGAAGUUGGCAGUGUAGUCUGCUGAGUUGAAGCUCCGACAAAGUGGAGGGUGUCAAGUUUGAAACUUAUUUUAUGUCUGAACGGGCCUCUCUCUUUUUGACAUCAAUUGGGUUGCUUGGUGAAUAUUGUCCUUCAUCUAGAAAAAAGAACAGAUAUCCAUCUUUCGAAGUUGGCUGCAUGCAUCUUGAGUUAGCUGAGGCAAAUAAUACACACCGUUCUGGUUGCCAAUUUAUGCGACCUUUUCCAAUUGCUGGGAGCUUGCUUGGUAAAGGAGGAUUUCACACCAAAAGAGGAGCUGCUGCGAUCUUUUGCCCUUUCUGAUUAAUUUGACUCAUUUCACUUAAACAAUUGAAUUAAAAUGGCUUUGCAAAACAUUGGUGCUUCGAACAGUGAUGAUGCCUUUUAUAGGUAUAAGAUGCCAAAAAUGAUCACCAAGAUUGAAGGAAGAGGUAAUGGCAUCAAGACCAAUGUGGUUAACAUGGUUGAGAUUGCUAAGGCCUUGGCCAGACCUGCAUCGUACACUACUAAAUAUUUUGGGAAUGAGCUUGGGGCGCAGUCCAAAUUUGAUGAGAAGACUGGAAUUUCACUUGUUAAUGGAGCCCAUGAUACUGCUAAGCUUGCUGGGCUUCUUGAGAAUUUUAUUAAGAAAUAUGUGCAGUGUUAUGGAUGUGGUAACCCAGAGACUGAGAUAGUUAUUACUAAGACGCAGAUGGUCCAACUGAAAUGUGCUGCUUGUGGGUUUGUCUCAGAUGUGGAUAUGAGGGACAAGCUUACAACAUUUAUUAUCAAGAACCCCCCGGAGCAAAAGAAAUCUUCGAAGGACAAGAAAGCAAUGAGGAGAGCUGAGAAGGAACGGCUCAAGGAGGGUGAGGCUGCAGAUGAGGAGAUGAAGAAGCUUAAAAAGGAAACAGGAAAGAAAAAGGGUUCUUCUGCUGGUUCAAAGGAUUUUGCUGCCAAAGGUGCCUCAACCAAGAAGAAAUCCCAAGCAUCUGAUGAGGAUCACUCCCCCCCUCGCAGCCAGGAUGAUGAGAAUGAGCAAGCAGCUACUGAUGACGAUGAUGACGAUGUUCAGUGGCAAACAGAUACUUCAUUGGAGGCAGCUAAGCAGCGUAUCCAGGAGCAGUUGAGUGCUGUUACUGCAGAUAUGGUUAUGCUUUCUACCAGUGAAGACAAGAAUAAGUCAGUUAAGAAGUCACCAGAGCGUGAGAAGAAGGGGCAUGAGAAUGGAACUAAUGGUACUAAUACCCAUGAAAGCCUUGUCAAUGAGAUAAAGGAAUGGCUGAAGAAGGGCUCUUCUAAUAGCCAACUUAAAACAUUUCUGAGUACACUCACUGGAACUCCACAAGAAGUCAUGGAUGCUUUAUUUGCAGCUCUCUUUGACGGUGUUGAAAAAGGAUUUGCCAAGGAGGCAUUGAGAAAGAAGAACUACCUGGCUGUUGCAACCCAAGAGGAGGGAUCCCAGACAGUUCUCCUGAACUCCAUUGAGUGUUUCUUUGGAAAGGCAGGCCCUGAUGUGGUGAAGGAUGUAGCAUUGGUUCUCAAAGUGCUGUAUGAUAAUGAUGUGUUGGAAGAGGAGUUUAUCCUAGAGUGGUACCAGCAGGGUGUGAGUGGUGGGAAUAAAAAUUCUUUGGUUUGGAAGAAUUUGAAGCCAUUUAUCGAGUGGCUUCAGAGUGCGGAGUCAGAAUCCGAAGAGGAUUGAUUAUGUAAGUGAAACUUCCUUGCUGCUGUGUAAAUGUGCUUUGUCAUGGUGUGAAAAUAACAAUUGGGGGCAUGGAUCAGAGUCUUGUUCCUACUGGUUAUUAUAUAUUGCUAUGUUUUCAUUAUCAUUGUAUGUUGUCUAGUUUAUUGAGUUCAGUCGGAGUCUGUUUCUGUUUGAGUGGGAUUAUCUGUUUGGAUCGAGGUGAAUUGUUUUUGUUAUUUUGGUUUCUUUCUUUUCGUAUGAAGUGUCGUUUCGAA